AUGGACUCCCUGAGCAGCAUUCGCGCCUACGGCGUGCUGGAUCGCUUUUCGUACCACUUCUGUCGCCUUGUGGACGUCAACAUCCGCGCCUACUCGGCCUUCUGUGGCCUUUUCCGCUACGUGCGUCUGGUGACCUUCUUGUGCGGCCUUGUGACUAUGGUCUGCACGAUGCUGUUCGCCGUUCUGCCCAGUCCCGAAGACUCGCAACCAGAUCCGAGCAUUCUCGGGCUCACCAUCGGUGCUGCCUCACUGCUCCUGCAAACACUGUCCUUCUUGAACCUCAUGAUGUUCUUUUCACUUCAAGCUGUGGUAGGCUUCGAGCGCUGCAUCGAGUACACUGAACUUCCGCCAGAGAGCCAAGUUGAGCCUGGCAAGAAAGAGUAUGACUUCAGCAUAAAUUCCACAAAUGCAGCAGAGUGGCCAUUGGAAGGCAAGGUAGAGUUUGUCUCCUAUUUUGCGUCGUACAAGCCUGGGGUCUUGCCGGACGUUCUCAAGGGAAUUACGUUCACUGUGCACCCUGCUGAGAAAGUAGGCGUGGUGGGUCGCACCGGUGCCGGGAAGUCGUCUUUAGUCCUGGCCUUGCUCCGUGUGCUCAAGAGUUCCCAGGGCUGCGUCCGCAUCGAUGGCCUGGACAUUGCACGCGUCCCGCUGAGGAAACUACGCACUGGGGUCACCGUCAUUCCACAGGACCCAAUCCUGGUGCGGGGCACCCUGCGUCAAAACCUGGACCCCAAAAGCUUCCACACCGACAAAGAAAUUUGGGCGGCGCUUUACCAGGCUCAUCUCGGCGAGGUCGUGUCGAAGGACCCUAAGCAGCUGCUCCUUGACACUGGACAUGGAGGCUCCAGUUUCAGCGUGGGUCAGCGCCAGCUGGUGUGCCUGGCCCGUGCCCUGCUGAGGAAGCCGCGGCUGCUGGUGCUGGACGAGGCCACGUCCCAGAUGGACGGCGACACGGAUCGGCUUAUCCAGGCAACGCUUCGGGACGCCUUCGCCCACUGCACGCAGCUCACCAUAGCGCACCGCAUACACACCAUCCUCGACUACGACAAGGUCCUCGUUAUGGGCGACGGUCGCGUUCUGGAAUUCGGACCUGUGCAAGAGCUGCUCUCCAGUCCAUCCUCAGUUUUCAGACAGAUGACAGAGGAAACGUUGUCGAAAACGAAAUAGGAAAAGAAUUAUAAUAUUUGUCGUUAUAUUAUUCCGCAAUUGUGGCGGUCUUCAAUCAAUGAAUUAUCUCGAUAGACAUACUGAAAACGGCUGGCGUGUUGGAGCGUGCAUCCGGACGUUCUUUUUAGAGUGGUUUCUUCUUCCCAGGCAGGUGCUAUGGGGCAAAAUUUAGUUCUCCGAACCGAGCUCGCGAAGCGUCACGUGUUCAAGGAUGUACAUUAUGCACAUCCUGCCGAGGCCAGACAAACAAUCUGGGCUAAGCGUCACGUGUUCGAAGACAUUCCUUACACAUCCUGUAGACAAUGA
Molecule: messenger RNA, 1473 nt
Organism: Ixodes scapularis (black-legged tick)
Lineage: Eukaryota; Metazoa; Arthropoda; Arachnida; Ixodida; Ixodidae
Product: ABC transporter C family member 12-like
Exons: 7
Coding region: 1-1167 (388 amino acids)
Biological process (GO): transmembrane transport
Cellular component (GO): membrane
Molecular function (GO): ATP binding; ATPase-coupled transmembrane transporter activity; ATP hydrolysis activity
Source: RefSeq, a predicted model, not a curated record